AUGGCAGAAUUAAGAAAUUUGCUCAUCUCGCAAGUUGAAACAAUCGACUCGAUAAAGCGAGUUCUCGUUAACUUCAAGAAAUUAGCGAAAGUUAAUGUUACAUUAGCAAAGACGCAGGGGCGUCUUGCAACGCUGGAAACGCUUUGGACUUCCUGUCGAGGGCUACACGUCAAGCUGCUGCAAGCCACAACUUCGGAGAAGCAGAAGACUGUCUCGUAUUUCCUGAAUGGAGACUUCCUGAGCGCCGAGGAGAUCUACCACGACACGGCCGACCUCCUUUGCGAUACGAUAAGUCGAUUCUCAAUUAAUCAAUCUCCGUUGUUAGAACACAGUACUGAUUCUUCAAUUCGCGAGAGCAUUCAUAAUCACAAUUUUCAGUUGCCACGGAUCUCACUUCCGAAGUUUUCGGGCAAGUUCUCCGAAUGGGAGAGCUUUAAAAAUACUUUCGAGUCUCUUGUCGCGAGUAAUGAUUCUCUCUCGAACACGCAGAAAUUUUAUUACCUCAAAACGAGCGUCAUCAGUGACGCUGCCUCAAUUAUUAGUAAUUUAAAGAUUUCCGACGCUAAUUAUGAGUCCGCCUGGCAGUUGUUGAUUGACGAGUAUGACGAUCAACUUACAUUGAUCCAUACUCACAUUCAUGCCUUCAUGUGCCUACCGACAAUGAAGGCGGAAAACGUCGCGGAAAUGCGAAAGUUGAGAGAUACCGUGUCCGCAUCUCUAGCGGCUCUCACUAAUAUAAAGCGGCCGGUACGCGAGUGGGAUGACAUUCUCGUCUACCUCAUCUCUCAAAAAUUUAGUUCGAAAAGAAGGAGCGAAUGGAAUUUAAAAAUUUCGUCAAGUCGCGAGCUUCCUUCGUACAAAGAUAUUCAUGAAUUCCUCACGCUUCGAAUACGAGGUCUGUCGGACUUCUCCGACAAUCCUAAAGUAAUCGUCAAUUCUAAGAGUGACAAAACGCAGUCCUCCGUUCAUAAUCUUUCCGCGAUUAAGUGCAUUUGCUGUUCCGGCAGUCAUUCGGUAAUGAAGUGCGAGGAAUUUCGUCGGAAAAACGCGACACAGCGGCAUGCAAUCGCGCGACAGAAUCGGGUCUGCUUCAAUUGUUUGCGAGCGGGACAUUUCACGUCGAAAUGCUCGAGCAAAAUUCGAUGCACUCAUUGUCAACGCUCUCAUAACACAUUGUUACACAAUGAGAGUGAUCAAAAUAAGGACACAGCGGAAAAUUCCCGUUUAUCAAAUUCGAGCGUUAAUGCGUCUACUACCACGACAUUGAGUCAAACGCUUUGCACUAAACGACAGAGGACCGAUCUUCAAAUAAAAGGUUUCGGGGAGAAAUAUGCCGGUUCUGCGCGAUCGAGAGUUUCGCUAAAUUUGACGCCGUGCGAAAAAUUGAAUCCUGUUUUUCCGGUCAUUGCGUAUGUAUUCCCGCGAAUAACUUCGUACGCCGCGUCGCGAAUUCGGCCUAUAGAAUCAUGGCCUCAUUUACAGGGCCUUUCACUAGCAGAUCCGGAUCCAUCUAGUCGACAUCAGAUUCACAUGCUGAUCGGCGCGAACGUGUACGGUUCGCUAUUAUUGCGCGACCUGAGACAGGGCUCCUAUGGAGCGCCCACUGCCCAAUCGACCGCGUUCGGUUGGAUAAUCUCUGGACCGACCGGAAGUAAAGAAACUACUUCACAAGAAGUAGCUGUUUUGAAUUGCGUAUCCGCGCUGGAUGUAGACUCUCUCCUCCAGAAAUUCUGGGAGGACGAAGAGAUUCCCACGCCAACUCCCCUCACGGAGGAGGAGGAAAAAUGCGAAUCUCAUUUCGCUCAAACGCACAGUCGUGAUCCUGACGGUUGUUAUGUCGUGAGAUUACCCUUCAAAAAUGCUUUGCCGAUCGAUAUCGGGGAAUCUCUUUCCAUAGCGCGUACAUUAUACGGUCGUCUGGAAAAUAAAUUGAAUUCAAAAUCCGACCUCUGUUCGCUAUACAGAGACUUUCUUACAGAGUACGAGGCUCUUGGACAUAUGACUCGCGUUGGCGAGUCCGAACCCACUGAGAAUAUACCGAUUUAUAUUCCCCAUCAUCCAGUAAUGAGAGAGGAUAGUUGCACCACAAAGCUUCGAGUCGUAUUUAACGCGUCGUGUAAAACCCGGAAUGGCACGUCACUUAACGACCAUUUGCUCAUCGGGCCAAAGUUGCAGCAGGAUCUCCCUGCCGUCUUAUUGCGUUGGCGUGCAUGGCGCUUGGUUUACACGGCAGACAUCGCCAAGAUGUUUCGACAAAUACGCGUGCAUCCGCGGGACGUCGAUUACCAAAGAAUCCUGUGGCGUCCGACGGAUGACGCUCCGCUUACUCACUUUCGCCUUCUUACAGUGACGUAUGGUUUAGCAUCGGCACCUUAUCUUUCGAUGCGCGUGCUUCGACAGCUCGCGCUUGAUGAAGAUGCAAAUUAUCCUGCCGCGGUACCGAUCGUCAAUGAUUCCAUUUACGUGGACGACGCAUUGUUCAGAGCAAACGAUAUCGAUUCGUUAAUAAAUACGCGAACUCAGCUCGCUGAGCUAAUGAAGCGCGGAGGUUUUUCACUUCGUAAAUGGGCUUCAAACUGUAGCGAGCUUCUUGACGAUUUAUCCAGCGAUCAAUCGGACGUUACCGAUCACCUCAUCCUGAAGGACGAAACGUUGAAAAUACUCGGAUUAUCAUGGCUCCCUACGGAAGACUCCUUCUGCCUUACUGUGAAAUUUAAUUUUCCUACCGCGUUAACUAAGCGUUCAAUCCUGUCGUGCAUCGCGAGCUUGUAUGACCCCCUCGGAUGGGCUGCGCCGGUUGUAAUAAACGCAAAAAUCAUUCUGCAAGAGCUAUGGCUUUUACAUUGCGACUGGGAUGCUCCGCUUCCGAAUGAAUUGAGUCAACGGUGGAAUGCUUUUGCUUCCGAGUUCCCGCAAUUAGAAUCCGUUAGAAUUCCUCGGUGGACGGGUCAGAGCCCUGAUAAUCUCGCGUUAGAAAUACAUGGAUUCGCCGAAGCUUCAAAUCGCGCGUACGCUGCGGUCGUAUACUUGCGCGUUUUCCAUUCUCUUUCGGAAUACCGUGUUAGCUUGAUCGUUGCGAAGUCGAAGGUGGCUCCCGUCAAGACUGUUAGCAUUCCGUGGCUUGAGCUCAACGCCGUUGUUUUAUUGAGUCGACUCGUUAAGUGGGUAAUUAAGUCAUUAAAUAUUAUUCAUUGUCCGAUCUAUUGUUGGACGGACUCCACGAUCGCGUUGGCAUGGUUACGCCAACAUCCAUCGAAAUGGACUACGUACGUAGCAAACAGAGUAUCCGAGGUGCAGUGUAAUCUACCCUCGGCCAAAUGGAAUCACGUACCGUCCAAAGACAAUCCGGCCGACUGUGCAUCCAGAGGGUUGUACGCAUCCAAAUUAGUCUCACAUCCGUUAUGGUGGGCGGGCCCGCCUUGGCUUCAACGGCCUUCAACAGCAUGGCCGCCACAUAACAUUGCUUCUCCGAUCUCUACGGAGUUAACUAAGCAAAUACACUCGGAAAGUCGAAAGUCCACUGUCUUUCACGUGGAAGGUACACCGGAAUGGGAUCUCCCUUAUAGAUACUCCUCCUGGACUAAGCUCAUUAGAGUGACAGCCUACGCCUACAGAUUUAUAUCCCGCUCCGCUAAACAAAGGAAUUUUGAAGCUAAUGUUGCGUUGUCUCUUAACGCGGACGAACUUAAACGCGCGGAAAUGUUUUGGCUCUCAUAUACGCAGAGGAAGUCGUUUGACUCCGAACUCAAAGCAUUAAAGAGAGAAGAAAACCUUCCGCGAAAGAGCCCACUGAAGCCUCUUAAUCCGUUCAUAGGAAAAGAUUCCUUACUACGUCUCGGCGGGCGGUUACGGAAUUCCGCUCUAUCCUUCGAGGAACAACACCCUAUCUUAAUUCCUCGGGGUCAAGUAGCCGAGUUAUUAAUUGAUCAAACGCACCAAAGCUCACUUCAUGGAGGAACUCAACUUGUGCUUAGAACACUCCGCCAAAAAUAUUGGAUAUUAAGUUGUCGUAAUGCCGUAAAACAUUGCAUUAGACAAUGUGUCGUGUGUGCUCGUUACGCGAACAAACUAUCAAAUCAACUUAUGGGAGACCUUCCCUCCCCUCGCGUAAAUCCAUCAUCUCCGUUCACGCAUACGGGAGUAGAUUACGCCGGGCCGUUCCUUGUUACUUUAUUAGUCGGUAGAGGACAAAAGACACGUAAAAGUUACAUCGCCUUGUUUAUCUGUCUUGUGACGAAGGCUAUCCACAUAGAGCUCGUUGAGGAUUAUUCCUUUGCGGGAUUUAUAGCGGCCUUUCGAAGAUUCGUUAGUCGACGAGGAUUGCCGCAAUACCUCUACAGCGACAACGGCACGAACUUUCACGGGGCGGACCGAGAAUUAAAAACGGCUUUUGACAAAUUGACAAACGAUAUUUCGCUACGAGCCACUCUUGCAAACGACCGAGUGGAAUGGCAUUUUAUUCCAGCCGCAGCACCGCACUUCGGCGGUCUGUGGGAAGCGGGAAUAAAGAGUCUAAAAACGCACUUGAAAAAGGUAGUGGGUCCGCGUGCCUUGUCUCAGGUCGAAUUUGCAACACUACUUUGCAGAGUCGAGGCAUGUCUCAAUUCGCGUCCCAUUGCUGCGUUAAACGACGACCCGAGCGAUUUGUUAGCACUCACGCCGGGUCAUUUUCUCAUAGGUCGACCAAUAACCGCAGUACCGGAAGAAUCAGUACUCGCGGUAAACAAAAAUCGACUCUCUCGAUGGCAGCUCGUCAACGCAAUGCACGAGCGCGUCUGGCGUGCUUGGUCUCUUGACUAUUUGCAUUCGUUGCAGCAACGAAGCAAAUGGAAGGAUAAGACUGCGAGUUUUUGCGUCGUAAACAAAAUCAGAAAACAAAAUUUAAAACUUACGCGAAUUUGUUCCGGCAAACCCGUUGAUUGGAAUAGCAGCGCUGGGAGCAGCGGCGCCGGGAGCAAUGGCGCCGGGAGCAGCGGUGCCAGGAGUAGUGGCGCAAGGGAUAGCGGUGCCAGGAACAACGGCGCCGGAAGCAACGGCGCUGGGAACAGCAGUGCGGGGAGUAGCGGCGUAAGGGAUAGCAGCGCCGGGCGCAGCAGCGCAGGGGAUAGCAGCGCCGGGAGCAGCGGCGCAGUGGACAGCGGCUUCAGGUGCAGCGACUUCGGAAGCAGCGGCGUCAGGAGCAGCGGUGCCAGGAGCAGCGGCGGCAGGAGCAGCGGCGGCAGGAGCAGCGGCGACAGGAGCAGCGGCGGCAAAAGCAGCGGCGCCAGGAGUAGCGGCGCCGGAAUUUGUUAA
Messenger RNA from Nylanderia fulva, 5292 nucleotides. RefSeq lists its product as uncharacterized. Gene Ontology annotation, molecular function: nucleic acid binding; zinc ion binding. Gene Ontology annotation, biological process: DNA integration. Lineage: Eukaryota; Metazoa; Arthropoda; Insecta; Hymenoptera; Formicidae. The record is from RefSeq and is a predicted model, not a curated record.